Pseudomassariella vexata is the source of this 333-nucleotide messenger RNA. RefSeq lists its product as uncharacterized. Bases 1 to 333 code for a protein of 110 amino acids. The transcript has a single exon. NCBI's taxonomy places the organism in Eukaryota, Fungi, Ascomycota, Sordariomycetes, Amphisphaeriales, Pseudomassariaceae. The record is from RefSeq and is a predicted model, not a curated record.
AUGGUAUCGGAAUCAAGAGUACAGCACAAAAGGUCCUCCAUCAGAUAUGCCAUCGCGGUCGCCAGUUCACCAUUAAUGAUCUGUGUGUGGCCGUUCCUGUCCAAUCCGAGAGCGACAAACUGGACAAAAAGAACAUCGUGGGGGAAACUGCAACCAGCCGUCACAAAGUCGGCGGGUCUGGGCACGCCGCUCGUAGACGCUUUUGUGAACGAGCGUCCCAUGAGUGUCAAGGCACUUGUCCAAAAAGGCGCCCGGCUCGAGUGCACUGAUUCCACUGGGGUAUACCGCAGCGCCCUCAAGUCGGCCGUGAGACACCCGAUCCGGCAAAGAUGA